UCUCUCCGUCCAGUUAUCGAGGUUUGGUUCACCAUGUUGGAUCAAAUGUUCAUCAUGAUGUCGCUGUCUAUUUAACAGCCUAUCACGCCGGGGACAAGUAACCGUUGUGGACUAAAAGUGGAGCUCUCUCACGGUGCUGUCGAUGACAACAGGACUCCGCGACACUUUCUCGAGAGAAAGGAGGGAUUACUGUUUUGAUUUGAAGGCAGUGAAGCCCAUUAGCUAGCACCGACUGAGCUGUCAGCUUCACUCCCGCGGUAACAAGAGUCUCCGUGCAAACGUUUUCAGUGAUUGAACUUUUUCUUAACACCUUCCUGUGACUUUGUCUGAACUCCGUUAAGCCCAAGAGGACGACCAAAAGGCAAAAACUGUCGAUGGGUUAAGUCAUAAGUUGCCAAUCAGUCCGUCUGCGAGGAUUUCGCUUCUGCUAUUUCGAGGCAUGCUCGAUGCUUGUUUCUGUGUCAAAAUGAGGAUUUCUGAGGAGGCGUCCAGCUCUGUAGUUCUGUGUAAUAUGUAAGUGAGGUGGGUCACCGAGGCCUGGGCCUGCCUGCCUGCCUGCCUGCUUGUUGUAGUGGGGCCUGGGUGAGGGAGGGAGGGAGGAUACACGUCCUCUGUACCGGAUCAACAGCGAUAAUUAGGGCUCGGAGAUUACCACUGUUUACGGAGUAGCUGAUUGGCCCGCACACGCUUUCUUUCGGAAUAAUUGAUGCGAUUUCCAAGCAGCCUGGAGCCCAGGUGGCGGGAACGGCAACCGUGCUGGACCAGAGCGUCUGGCAAACUUGGAUACUUCCAAAAGAUGACAGCUCGUUUUCCCAUGUGACAAGCGUCAGGCCAAACUAGAAGGAAGCAGACUUACAUCAACAGGGAAGGGGGGUGCCAACACGACCAUGAGGGACAAUUAGGGUCUCCGUUUUUAUUUAUUGAGGGGUGGGCGGGUUAUUUUUCAGUUCCUUUCUUUUGGUUUUGUCAUUGUUGGUUGUAGGUAGGUUAGAAGUUUCAGAUGUAACUCAGUGGAUUUCAGUCAGAUCCUUUUUGAAGCAGAAUGGUUGUAGAUAAAAGGACAGUGGAUGAAUAUAAAGCCCCAGCACUGCUAGUUUUAUGUUCACUAUUCCUUUUAUUAAUUGUUCUAUAGGCGCCUCUCAUCUUAGUGAAUGACUCUUUGCGGUACAACAGCUUCAAAUGUUACAAAAAUGAUGGCUGCAUACAAUGGUGGCUCUUCUGCCGUGGCUGCCCAUCACCCUCAUCACCACCACCAGCUGCAGCAUCUCCCGCCUCCACACAUGCAUCACCACCACCACGUGGGCCAGCAUCACUUGCAGCACCCGGGCUCCGCCGCUGCCGUUCACACCAUCCAACAGCACACCUCCACUGCUGCUGCCGCCGCCGCCGUGAUGCUUAACCCGGGACAGCAGCAACCUUACUUCCCUUCUCCGGCCCCCGGACAGGCCCCCGGGCCUGCGGCAGCGGUGGCUCCUGCCCAAGUUCAAGCUGCCGCCGUUAAAGCUCACCAUCAUCACCACCAUCACCAGCAGCACGCACACCACCUGCAGCAACAGCUUGAUAUAGAGCCUGACAGGCCUAUCGGCUAUGGUGCGUUUGGGGUUGUCUGGUCAGUCACAGAUCCCAGAGAUGGAAAACGAGUUGCCCUCAAAAAGAUGCCCAAUGUCUUCCAAAACCUUGUUUCUUGCAAGAGGGUAUUUCGAGAACUAAAGAUGCUAUGCUUCUUCAAACAUGAAAAUGUGCUGUCUGCUCUUGACAUUCUGCAACCUCCACACAUUGACUACUUUGAAGAAAUAUAUGUUGUGACUGAACUGAUGCAAAGUGACCUCCACAAAAUCAUCGUGUCACCACAACCUCUGAGCUCAGACCACGCCAAAGUCUUUCUCUAUCAGAUUCUACGAGGACUUAAGUACCUUCAUUCUGCUGGCAUUCUUCACCGUGACAUUAAACCUGGCAACCUCUUGGUCAACAGCAACUGUGUGCUCAAGAUUUGUGAUUUUGGAUUGGCACGAGUAGAGGAGACCGAUGAGUCCAGGCACAUGACCCAGGAAGUGGUGACACAAUACUACCGAGCCCCAGAGAUCCUGAUGGGGAGCCGACACUACUCCAACUCUAUCGAUAUCUGGUCUGUGGGCUGCAUUUUUGCGGAGCUACUCGGGCGAAGAAUUCUCUUCCAAGCCCAAAGUCCCAUUCAGCAGCUGGAUUUGAUCACAGACUUGUUGGGGACUCCUUCUAUGGAGGCGAUGAGGACAGCAUGUGAAGGAGCUCGUGCUCACAUUCUCAGAGGACCUAAUAAACAGCCAUCCCUUCCUGUUCUUUACACUCUGUCCAGUCAAGCAACACAUGAAGCUGUUCACCUCCUCUGCAGGAUGCUAGUGUUUGAUCCGUCGAAGCGGAUUUCGGCAAAGGAUGCCUUGGCACAUCCUUACUUGGACGAGGGCCGUCUGCGUUACCACACGUGCAUGUGCAAAUGCUGCUACACGACAUCGUCUGGCCGCGUUUACACAAGUGACUUUGAGCCUGUCACCAACCCCAAGUUUGAUGAUGGCUUUGAGAAGAAUCUAAGCUCUGUGAGACAAGUCAAAGAGAUCAUCCAUCAGUUCAUUUUGGAACAGCAAAAGGGGAGUCGAGUACCACUCUGCAUUAACCCUCAGUCAGCCGCAUUCAAGAGCUUUAUCAGUUCCACAGUGGCUCAGCCGUCUGAAAUGCCUCCUUCUCCACUGGUGUGGGAAUAGCUGCUGUAGUGAGUGUGGUCAUCUUUGCCAACUGUGAAGAUGCUCAAAUGGAAUCAUAAAAGCAUCUCAAUGUCAUCUGGGUAGCAUUUCACUGGAUAGAUAGUUGAACCCAAAGUUUUGUUGGUCACAUACUAAAAUAUCAGAAAAGGAAAAAAAAUUCCACUAACUACUGCUUUAUGCGGGUGAACUAGAAGGUUGCAAAUGCUCUGUAGGCCAAAUGUAUCAUCCACAAAGAUAACCUUUUAACAUCACACCGCUCCAUCGUGAAGUACAUUUGUUUUUAUGUACUGUAUAUAUUUGAAAACCAAUUUGUAUUUGAAAAAUGUGCUUUUAAUAUGACCUUUCCCCCAUGACAAGGCUUGUAUGUACUAGUACAGCUGUCUUUCCUUCUGCACUGUUAACAAAUUGGCAUGAAACACAACUGAUUUCAGACAAUCGAUUGUAGCUGCGUCAUAAGAUUUAAAGUUAGUUCUUCUGUGUUCUAGAUGCAGUGAUGAAUAUUCUGAUAGUUAGAGUAGGAGUUUCUUAAAUCCUGUAUCCCUCUACACAUUAUUUUGGGGGUAGUGACUAUUAUUUACCAAAGAGUUGAAAACACCUUUUGCAGCAAUAUGACGUGCAAAAUGGGUGUGUUGUUGGAUAUCAGGCCAAUUUUAAAGGAAGCAUUGUUAAAAUGGACAUUUUUGACAAAGGUGAAUAUGUUUUUGGGGUUAAAUCUUUCACUGUACCCAUAAAACGCAGUAUUUGUAUCUGUUUUCAGAGAAAAUAUUUGGAAAUAUCACAUUUCAGAUGUGAAUUAGAUUGCAGAAAUGGUAAUCAUUUUCAAAUGUAUGAGGUUUUACACUUAAAAUAAACAGUAUGCAUGGUGUUACGCAUGCAAUCGAAGAGAUUAUUUAUGCAAAUUUUAUGUGAGAGCCACUUACCAAUAUUUUCUUUUAAAUUGCUCAUGUGAAUUGAGUUGCACCAGAAAAUAUUAGCACAAGUUCUCCAAUGGCUAAAAUAAUUUUUACUAGCUCGCAUUGCUGAUAUUAUUAGCAUGCCGCUAUGCUGAAUUACACAUACAUAAUGUUUAGUUGAGCAGGCCUAACGCAAAACAUUUGGCUAUGAGAAAAAUAUUUAAAACGGGGGUGUCCAAACUACGGCCCACGGGCCUUAAAAAAAAAAAAAAAAAAAA
Corythoichthys intestinalis (scribbled pipefish) is the source of this 3906-nucleotide messenger RNA. RefSeq names its product nemo-like kinase, type 2 (gene nlk2). NCBI's taxonomy places the organism in Eukaryota, Metazoa, Chordata, Actinopteri, Syngnathiformes, Syngnathidae. The transcript is spliced from 11 exons. The record is from RefSeq and is a predicted model, not a curated record. Gene Ontology annotation, biological process: intracellular signal transduction; protein phosphorylation. Gene Ontology annotation, cellular component: cytoplasm; nucleus. Gene Ontology annotation, molecular function: MAP kinase activity; ATP binding. Bases 1152 to 2735 code for a protein of 527 amino acids.